AUGGAUCUGAGUGGUGCACUCUCCACUCCUUCUGCAUGGCCCACCAAGAUACAUGAAUGCAGGGUCCGAGAAGCACUGGUUCAACAAGAUAAAAUCGGCUACGGAAGAGGUGUGCUCAUAGCGAACGAGUCGAACCACCUCUUGAACAGAACAAUCAUGACGGACGUGGUACGAAGCGUGACAGCACCUUUGAUGAUCGGUGCUGCUAUCACUACCUACUUCGCAACGUUUCCAAAGGACCGUACUAUAUACCGCCUGAUUGUGGGCACACUUAUUGUUCUUGAUGUUGUGCAAACUGUAUUUUCUCAAUUGACACUCUGGAGAUGGUUCAUACAAGCACCUCAAGACACAAUUCUCGGGAAAACAGGAAUUCCUUGGCCAUUUGCCUUCUCACCCAUGUUAUGCGGCCUGACAACAGCGGUGGUUCAGACGUUUUACGCUUACCGGAUGAUCAUUCCACUUGUCAUAAUCUUUGGUGCCUUGGUUCAACUUAGCUGGUCGACUUAUGCUACCACACAAAUAAUCAAAAUCAGAGAAUUUUCCAAAUUCCACAUUCAUUUACGUAGUAUCAUCUCAGUGUUUUGGUUGGGGACUGCAGCUUUGACAGAUUGCUUCUUGACUGGUAACUUGAUUUACUGGCUUUCGAAUUCAAAAACGCAAAUCCAUCAAACCAACUCUUUAUUGAAUGAUCUGAUCAUGUUGGCCAUCGAGACAAACGGUCUAACAUUUGCAGUUGCUGCCCUUGACUUGGUCCUUUUCGCCUGUAGGAGUGAUUCUGCUCAUUUAGCUCCCAAUCUUUGCCUGGGAAAACUCUACUCCAUUUCUCUACUUAUAUCGUUAAACACUCGAUGUCGCCUUGGAAAGAACUUUGGAGGCCAAAGAUCUGUAUUACUCGACUGUAUGGCCGCCAAGGCAAUAGAUAGAUAUAGAUUAGAUAGCGCCGAAAAGCCUGAAUGA
This is a messenger RNA of Melampsora larici-populina 98AG31, 957 nucleotides long. RefSeq lists its product as uncharacterized. NCBI's taxonomy places the organism in Eukaryota, Fungi, Basidiomycota, Pucciniomycetes, Pucciniales, Melampsoraceae. The coding region runs from base 1 to 957 and encodes 318 amino acids. The record is from RefSeq and is a predicted model, not a curated record. The transcript has 11 exons.